GAUAGGCAGCAUUGAUAGGCAGCACUGAUGAGCUGGCACUGAUGAUGCUGCACUGAUAGGCGGCACUGAUGGGCAGUACUGAUAGGUGGCACUGCUGGACAGCACUGAUGGGUGGCACUGGUGGAUGGCACUGAUGGGCACAGGUGGGUACCACUGCAGGGCACAGGUGGAUGGCACUGAUGGGCACAGGUGGGUGGCACUGCAGGGCACAUGUGGGUGGCACUGAUGGGUGCAGGUGGGCGGCACUGAUGAGUACAAGUGGGCGGCAACGCUGGACACAGGUGUGUGGCACAGGUGGGCGG
Molecule: messenger RNA, 302 nt
Organism: Staurois parvus
Lineage: Eukaryota; Metazoa; Chordata; Amphibia; Anura; Ranidae
Source: the annotation of a GenBank genome assembly